AUGGUAGGUCACCUCCAGCUGCAAGGGAUGGACGAGAGCCUGAAGGAGAAGACGGAAGGCUUGUUGGACAGCCCGGACUCGGGGCUGCCCCCAGCCCCAGCCCCCCCUCUACUCCUGUCGCCGGUUGAGGGCGGGCAGGGGCAGCGGCGGUGCGGACCCCCGGCCCCGGGGCCGGCGAGAGCCAAGGACGGCAAAGUGAUGCCUUACCUGCUCCUGAACCCGUCCAUGUCAGAGAUAAGGCCUCGAAUGCACCCUGUGUUUUUUGGAGAAAGCAUUGAGGUCAGCCCCGAGCCCGUGCAGGAAAUCAGGUGCAAUUCCGAGGUGAAGUACGACUCCGAGAAGCAUUACCGGGACGACAUUUUCUACGGCCCCAUCCCCACCGUCACCACCUACAGCGAGACAAUCAUCGCUGCUCCCAACUGCACCUGGCGGAACUACAAGUCCCAGCUGAUCUUCGAGCCCCGCCAGAAGCCACUGAGGUUUCAGAGCACAACCAUCAUUUUUCCCAAGCGCGCCAAGAACAUUUACCGGACCACCCUCAGCUACAGCUUGGGUUGUGCCAAGCGUUGGUUCGCUUCCAGCGUGCAGCUGGAACUCUGUGAGGAAACCAGCCCGUGCGUCAUCUACAGCGAGACCCUCUGAUCCGCCCCGGCAACCGCGCGACCUCCGGGAAGGCCGCGGCCUUCGCCGGGCCUCUGGCUGGGCCUUCAUGGAUGGCGACUGAACAUCAAUGGCUGGAGAACACCUCGUUGUGGUUUCCUGUGAACUCCCUGCCACGCCGGUCUCAUGCCCGCUCUGCCCCUGCCCCGGCCAGCUCGGAGGGCUCUGGAGAAUCAACGUCUACAACCAG
This is a messenger RNA of Manacus vitellinus (golden-collared manakin), 850 nucleotides long. It is a transcript of the gene RFLNA, whose product is annotated as refilin A. NCBI's taxonomy places the organism in Eukaryota, Metazoa, Chordata, Aves, Passeriformes, Pipridae. Gene Ontology annotation, molecular function: filamin binding. Gene Ontology annotation, cellular component: actin filament bundle. The record is from RefSeq and is a predicted model, not a curated record. Gene Ontology annotation, biological process: negative regulation of chondrocyte development; actin filament bundle organization; skeletal system morphogenesis.